Postia placenta MAD-698-R-SB12 is the source of this 3459-nucleotide messenger RNA. RefSeq lists its product as hypothetical. The transcript is spliced from 9 exons. Bases 1 to 3459 code for a protein of 1152 amino acids. Gene Ontology annotation, molecular function: protein binding. The record is from RefSeq and is a predicted model, not a curated record. NCBI's taxonomy places the organism in Eukaryota, Fungi, Basidiomycota, Agaricomycetes, Polyporales, Adustoporiaceae.
AUGGCGGCCAGGCCUGCUUGGCAGACUGACGAACUCGAAGACGAAUGGAUCGAUCAGGAGGAGGACGACGACUUCCAGGCCUAUGCCUCGCUGCACGCACAUUCUUGCUCAGAUCUCUCUUUGACUCAACCAAUUGGUUCUCUUAUAGUACGCUCUGAGAAUGCUGGAACUAAUUCCUCGGAUUCCUCGAAUGCAUCAGGCGGCACUUUCCUCGUCAAAGAAGACGAGCCUGCGCUUCCGCUAUUGCCGAAGACUCCUGGUCAGAAUAAGAAGCCUUUUGGUAAGGACAUCUUCACUCCACUUGCACUGGAGAAGAUGUUCGAGCCACCUUCACCACCGAGUCAGCCUGCUCCCUUGCCACCAGGGACCACUACUGCGCCGGCCGUUCGUUCACGACUAUCACAGGUAUACACACCGGGAGAGGACGAUACCGAGAUUAUAAUGGACAACUCUGGAGGGUACGGAGAGUUGGAAUCGCCUGCGGAUGAGAGUGGAGGUGCUCCGGCAUCGAGUUAUCAUUUUACCUUCGAGGUUCCUCGAGGUAGCCCUUUCAACCCCGUGGGUUCGACCCCUCAGGCGCAGAGCACUCCUGGACCUCCCUGCGCCGCGCUUCCAAACUUUAAUCCACCUCUCACCGACCCACGCCUCCGUCUGUUUCAAUUCCAGUAUGAUACUUUCACGCGCGAGCAUCUCUCCGCCAUGGUCGACUCCAUUGCUGUCAAUACGCCAUCUGGUGGAAGCGGAACGGCGAAUACAGGUGCCAAUACCUCGUCCGCUGGCCUUUCACCGGUGCGUGAGGCCAGUAUCUCACGCUUGCGCAGUGCAAAGCGUAUCAAACUGAGUCCUGCAAGUGAGUUAUCGGAUAGCGGCGACGGGGCGGUCACCAUUUUCAGGCCACAAAGCCUGAGAAAGGACUAUGUGGGGGAGUCCAAGUCUCUCAUGGAGAAGAUUAGGGAGGCACGGGACUUCUCUACAGUGUCAACUGUGGCGUCUGCGCAAUCACCAGGUCAGGCGGGCAAGGUCGGUUCUCCCAAGGAUCAACCACAGCCGUCUUCUUCCACUCCAAUUCCAAAUGAUCCACAGAGUAGGGUCCCUUCUUCCACUGGGACCGCAUCUUCAUCGAAGCGCGGGGCCUACUCUUCUUUGGCCUACAGGCAGCAAGCUGCUAACCUGAUGGCGCAGAUAAGGCGCGAUAUGAAGGGUACCAAGCGGGUAUUCUCGGAAGAGACCGACGCAUCACAUUUAGGGCUAUGCGACAGGCACAACAGAUCUGUCACGGAAACUACUGUGGGUCACGACACAUUCCCAGCGCACUCUCAGCUAGCACACGAGGGUCCCUCGAACGAGGCUUCGACGCAGUCGCAAUUCAAGAAUGGCAAGUAUCCCAGCGCGGUGGGAGAACGAGCCGGCGGCGGCAUAUAUCCGCAGGAACAAGAUGACACAAACGACCUGACUAGAUUUGUAUCUUCGAGUACUACGUCCGGCACCACUCUGACCGCUGGGAGCACAGGAUCAUUUGUCAAACACCCUGGACCGAAACAGAUCACACGUAUAACUCCUGAAGAUGUUCCCGCGCUGCCAGACCGAGUUGGAAAGAUGGUCUUCGACAAGGUUUUGAUGAAAUGGGUCAAAGUCUCUGCCGACGCGCCGGAGGAGGACGAGCGCCACCCACCUGUUGCGGAUGCCAAUGAUAGCGAAGACCCCUUCCGUGACUUUGAGAGUCUGCGUGAAGAGGAUACUAGCAGACAGCCGGAUGUUUCUGCUGUCGUUAUCGAGGGAGAGUAUGAAGACCAUGAUGACGAUGUGUCUGCAGAUGUCGAACAGAGUCGAAUCGAGGAGGUUGAGGAGUCAGAGGUUGAGGACGAGGAGGAGGCUGAGCUGACCUCGUUCUCCUUCGAUAGUUCGUCAGCGGAGCUCGUUCAGGUCGUCGCAGAUGAAGGCCAACAUCUCAAUGCGGACAUGACGAUGACAGAUUCCGAAGAGGAGGAGGAAGAGGCCACAGAGACUACAGGCCCUUCGUUCGACAUUGACUCAGAUGAGUCGGACAAUGAGUACUACCAGCAAGCUCCUGGACCCGAUACCGAGCCUGCGCUGCAGGAUUCUCCGCCACAUCUUUUGGCACCGCCUACGACGACAGCACUAUUGAGUACGCCCAAUCCAUCCUCUCGAGCCACCGCCGACCCCACACCGACAUCUAUCAUUCGCUCCGCCUUGAAGAGCUCCAGUGUCACCCCAGUCUCGGCCAUGAAGGAUCCAAGCCGAUCGAGCUACACCCCAGCCCAUCGCCUGGGGCAUCGUCGUUCUGUGAGCUUUUCUGACGGGAGGCGAGAUGGCCCGAUACUAGGUGUCGGACGCAAUGCUCCAACGCCAGACGCAACGGAGCUGGAAGACGACGACUCAUUGGUUGCGGAGUCCAGCAAAGCUUCUGCUCCCCUUGUGCCGUCGGCAAGGUCCAAGCGUAUCGCGGAGUUCCUGGAUGACCUAGAGGACCCAAUUUUCGAUGAGUCGCCGUCCAAGACAAGUAGUUCCGGCAGGCCGCCGGAGGAGCUGAAACUCCAGAAGCCUAGGAGACCCAGCACCAUGGUAGCUAACGGCGACAGUCCCAACCGUGGGGCAUCUCGCCGAGUGUUUUCCCGGUCGCAUUCGGCCAAGUCACCAAGGUCCACCGAACGAAACCCGAACGCCACAUUCCUCACCGAGUGUUCGUUCGGCGUUACGCACGAUCGGCUAGUGCAGGUGAUCACUGACGUCGAACCAUUCGAGCCGCACUGGGAAGACUUGACGUCUGUCGACUUGUCAAAGCGCAACCUGGACGGCGUUGCGAGGUUGAAAGAGUUUCUGCCCCGGUUGGAUUCGCUCGCGCUCAAUGACAAUCAUCUGUCCUGGCUGAGCGGCGUUCCAGGCACGGUUCGGUCGCUGUCGGUCGUAUCAAACCUUCAUCUGCUCAGUCUCGAGAACCUAGACAUCAGUCGAAACCAGAUCGACUCCUUGCGCCAGCUCGAGUGCCUUAGACACCUGCGCGAACUCCGAGCCGAUGGGAACAAGAUCGACAGCACUGAUGGCUUGCACAACCUGGACGGGCUGGUCAAGCUCAGCCUGCAGGGAAAUCGUAUCCGCCAUCUCAAGCUGCACGAUGUUCGGUGGACCCGGCUGGAGAUGCUGAAUCUCAGCCACAACAGGCUAGGCAAUGUAGAGGGGCUGGCAUCACUGGCAGCAUUGAUAGCGCUCAAUCUCGACAACAAUGCGUUGGGGGAGCUGGAGCCCGGUAAGCCGAUGCCUCGCCUGAGGAUACUGCGUGUGAGCGGGAACCGGCUGCAGCAACUUAACGCAUCCCCAUUCCCAAAUCUUCGCACGCUAUACGCGGACAACAACUCACUCGGAACGAUCACGAAGGCACAUCGCCUGACCAAGUUGGAGAACCUCAGCCUGCGGAAUCAAAAUGCGAAGCCUGGACUGUGA